Molecule: messenger RNA, 207 nt
Organism: Echinostoma caproni
Lineage: Eukaryota; Metazoa; Platyhelminthes; Trematoda; Plagiorchiida; Echinostomatidae
Source: the annotation of a GenBank genome assembly
AUGAUGAUGAAGAUGAUGAUGAUGAUGAUGUUGAUGAUGUUGAUGAUUAUGAAUGAUGAUGAUGAUGAUGAUGAUGAUGAUGAUGAUGAUGAUGAUGAUGAUGUUGAUGAUGAUUCGGAUGAUGAUGAUGAUGAUGAAGACUUGAUGAUGAUGAUGAUGAUGAUGAUGAUGAUGAUGAUGAUGAUGAUGAUGAUGAUGAUAAUGUGA